Schistosoma turkestanicum is the source of this 247-nucleotide messenger RNA. NCBI's taxonomy places the organism in Eukaryota, Metazoa, Platyhelminthes, Trematoda, Strigeidida, Schistosomatidae. The record is from the annotation of a GenBank genome assembly.
ACCUAUGUCAACAUAUGCCCACUGUUGUUGGUGCUGGUUUAUUGUAUUAUCAAUGCUGUUCACAUUUUCUAUAAGUGAAUCCAUCAAACCUGCGAUACCAUUAAAUGUCACUUAUGAAAAUGAUUCAUUUAAACAAUUGAAACAUCCCAGUUAUUCACAAAUUAUUAUAUUCAAUCAGUCAACAUCAACAUCGUCAAUUGAUUUAAAAGAUUUAGAAAAAGUAACUGUGGCAUCAGAUGCCCCGAUG